Molecule: messenger RNA, 807 nt
Organism: Parnassius mnemosyne (clouded apollo)
Lineage: Eukaryota; Metazoa; Arthropoda; Insecta; Lepidoptera; Papilionidae
Source: the annotation of a GenBank genome assembly
AUGUGCACAAAUCCACCACCACCACCACCACUACCACCUCCAGCCAAUUUAUCUCUAAGUAAAAAAUUGGAGCGAAGUGAACCAGCUAACGAAAUAACAGAUUACUCCAAUGUUUGUGAAUGGGCCUCAGAUAACCCACAAUUGUGGGAAGUAUGUGCCAAAUAUCAAAUUUGCUUAAACCAAGAACCCUACCGUUACACCUAUAGAAAUUUUGAAUCAAUAUUGCAAGUAGGACCUACGUGUGGUUUGGUAGCUUUGUCGAUGCUUAUAGGAGGUGAAGUUACUCCCGACGAACUCCUUAAUAUAACGAAAAUGGAAGGGUACAGCAAUAACGGGGAGAUGUUAAGUUGCAAGGAUAUGGCAAAGUUAGCCGAGAAAGCAUUCAGCUUAGCUGAGAUAGAUAUUCCCUAUACUUUAAAAAAAGGCGGGCUUUUUAGCAUUGAAACCAUACAAAAUCUAUUAAAUGGUGCAAUUUUGUUAGUACCUUAUGAUGCAGAUUAUAAUCACUCUCCUUGUCUCAGACAAGGUCACACAGCUCACUGGGCACUGGUUUGUGGAAUAAUCAUCAUCGAGGAUCCAGGAGAGUCCUAUACCUCUAAUCCUAAUAAUGUCUAUGUUCUAUGUAGGCAUGGAAAAUCUCGAUUCCUUGCUGCUUGGACACUCGAUGAACUGAAUAGAAGUAACAUGAAUUUAUGGGAAUUCUCACCAAAAAAAGCAGAAGAUGGCCUGUUAUAUGUGCUUCCAAAGGGAGGGAUUGGAGGAGAAAACGGAUUAAGGGAACAAUUUAUAAUGUUCAAUAGUCUCUAA